AUGAGCACCAUGAGAUGCUUUGAGCCAAAGUGCAAACGUGAAGUUGAAUUUUUAUGCGAAUGUGCCUCACCUGCCACUUAUUUUUGCAAAAAACAUAUAGGGAACCAUUGCGGAUCUAGCAGCAAUCCACAUAAUAUCAGCUCAAUUUUUGUAGAGCCUGUUGAAGGCACAAAAGAAGCAAUCCUUAGUUUUCUUGCAGAAGAAAAGUCAAAAAUUGAAGAAAUGAGGGCAAAUAUAAUCGCUUCCUUUACUCAAACUCUUUGUAGUUAUGAAAACAUUUUAGAGCAAGUUCUAAAAGAAAUCGAUUCUGAUUCUACGAAAAUUGGCAGCUAUGUCGAAAAAAUUAGGCAACCACAAAAAUUAUCGAGAAUAGAGCAAGAUCCAACUUUAAAUUUGUUGGUUUUGCAGUCAAAUGAAGCUAUUGAAAAAGCUAAAGCAAUUUUUACAGUCAUAUCAAGUAAUAAUAUUAGGUUGUUUUGUGAAAAAAGAAAACAAAUUGAUGCUAUUAUCGAGAGCUUUCACAAAGAAAAACCCAAAGUUAUUUCACAAGAGGUGCGUUUUGAAUUGAAAACCACUUAUAUGAAUUUUGAGAAGGAAGGGGAGAAUUUAGACUCAGCAUUAAGUAAGUAUAUAGAAGCUAUUAGAACUCAUCCAAAUGAUGCGAUUUUUGAGUUUUUUUAA
Molecule: messenger RNA, 681 nt
Organism: Blepharisma stoltei
Lineage: Eukaryota; Ciliophora; Heterotrichea; Heterotrichida; Blepharismidae
Source: the annotation of a GenBank genome assembly